This is a messenger RNA of Vitis vinifera (wine grape), 2019 nucleotides long. RefSeq names its product receptor-like protein 13. The record is from RefSeq and is a predicted model, not a curated record. The transcript is spliced from 10 exons. Bases 1 to 2019 code for a protein of 672 amino acids. Lineage: Eukaryota; Viridiplantae; Streptophyta; Magnoliopsida; Vitales; Vitaceae. Gene Ontology annotation, molecular function: protein binding.
AUGGUAACAUUAUCUAGCUUCAGCAGUACUACAAAUGCACACUCGCCUUAUUUUGAUGUGAUGAAUUAUGGAGCUGUUGGUAAUGGAAAAACCGAUGAUUCACAGGCAUUUCUGAAGGCGUGGAAUGAAACCUGCAAAGUUCAACAACAACGUGCUAUCCUUAAUAUACCAACAAAGACAUUCUUAUUGAAUCCUAUCCAAUUUUCGGGUCCAUGCUUCGAAAAAUUGUCAAGCAUAAGAACGUUGGAGGUCUUGAACAUCAGUAGUAAUGAGUUUGACAACAAUAUAAUAGGAUCGUUGAAGGCGAUAACAUCCCUUAAAAUUUUGGUUAUGCGGAAAAUAGGCUUAUAUGGAUCUUUUCCCAUUAGAGAAUUAGCAAGUUUGAGAGACUUGGAAAUAUUGGAUUUGCGCCACAAUGUCUUGGAGGGCUUCCGAUCAUCAACACAAGGUUAUGAAAGUUUGUCGACAUUGGGAAAGCUAGAAACCUUGAACCUUGGCUAUAACAGUUUCAACCAGACAAUCAUACAACAACUGAGCACAUUGACAUCUCUUAAAAAUCUUAUUCUAGAUAAUAAUAUCAAUUUUGAAGGAUCUUUUCCAGCUCAAGAAUUAUCCGCUUUGAAAAACUUGGUGACGCUAGAUUUGAGUUGGGAUAAACUUAAUACCUUGAAAAUUGAAGGUGGUAAAGGACUGGUGAAGUUGAACAAGCUGGAGCAUCUAGAUCUAAGCUCCAACAAUUUAACCGACACGCAUAUCUUAGAGUUUCUGGCUACCCUGCCAGCCCUCAAAUCUUUAUCCCUGGCCGCCAACUACAUGGAACAACCACUUUCCGACCAAGAUUUGGAAGCUUUCAGCAAUUUGGAGAUCUUAAAUUUGAGGCUGAAUUGUUUGACUGGGAGUGUUCCUUCAUCUAUACGGGCCUUAUCUUCUCUCAAGGUUUUAUCAUUAUCUAAUAAUCGGCUCAACAGCUCCUUAUCCAUUCAAGGUUUAUGUGAACUGAAGAAGCUUGAGGAGUUAGAUCUCAGUCUAAACUCCUUUGAAGGAAUACUUCCACCAUGUUUGAACAAUUUGACAUCUCUGAGAUUAUUGGAUCUCUCUCAAAACCUACUCACAGGAAGCAUCUCUUCUUCUUUGAUCGCCGGCCUCUCAUCCCUUGUAUAUAUCGAUCUGAGUCAUAAUCAUUUUGAAGGUUCAUUCUCAUUCAGCUCAUUUGCUAAUCACUCUAAGCUAGAGGUGGUUGAAUUUACAAAUGACAACAACAAAUUUGAGAUUGAAACUGAACAUUCAACUUGGGUUCCUAUGUUUCAAUUGAAGGUUCUGAUAAUAUCAAACUGUAACCUUAAUAAGCUCACUGGUGGUAUUCCUAAGUUCCUUCAGUACCAAUACAGUCUGACAAUAGUCGAUCUCUCUCUCAAUAACUUGUCUGGAAGCUUCCCCAAUUGGUUGCUUGAGAACAAUAGAGACUUAAAGUUUCUAAACCUAAGGCAUAACUCUUUCAUGGGUCAAAUUCACCUGACAUGUUGCCCCAAUAUCUAUUUGGAUUGGAUGGAUAUCUCAGAUAAUCUGUUCAAUGGGAAGCUUCAAGAAAAUAUAGUGCUGAUGAUUCCUCAGUUAAGCCAUCUAAAUCUAUCUAAGAAUGGCUUUGAAGGUAAUAUCCUGUCAUUGAUAGUUCAAAUGAGUAACUUAAAGGAAUUGGAUGUGUCUGGUAAUGAUUUCUCAGGAGAAGUACCAAAGCAAUUUGUUGGUGGUUGUCAUAAUCUGAAGGUUUUGAAAUUGUCGAAUAAUGGAUUUCGUGGCCAAAUAUUUUCAGAAUACUUUAACUUGACAGGAUUAGAGUUUUUGCAUUUGGACAAUAAUGAGUUUUCAGGGACUCUAUCAGAUGUAAUCACCAGAAGCCCUUUAAGUUUGCUGGACAUCUGCAACAACUACAUGUCUGGUGAGAUGCCAAACUGGAUAGGUAACAUGACUUUGAGCCCUUUAAAGGUUCUCUUCCUUCUUGUGAGAACCCACAGUUUUUAG